AUGGGAAAUUGCGUUGGAAAGCAGGCAAAAAAUGAUGGACAUUUAUCACCGCCUUUUCACAACGGUGAUUUCUCUAAUUGUAUCGAUAUGCCUCUACCUCCAUCUCCUGUAAUGGAGGCUGCUAUCGUUGCCAAUUCAUCUCUAAGACGUAAUACUAUGGAAACUUCUAGGAAGACUUCUCUUUCUAUGCAACAAGUGCAAUGCCCUUUAGUAAAUGCAGGUCGAAUAAUUAAUCGUGGUAGUCCUCAGAUCCACUACCCUGGUUUUAAUAAUCAAAUACAUGACAACAACUCUGCUUCUUCUGGAUCAACACCUUCUAAACGACUUUCUUUUGUUGGUCAACAGUCUAUGAUUCAGCCCACUACUUCUCUUCCACCCUCACAACAUAACCACUUUCUUACCGGUGCUCACAUCGCUUUAGGAAAUAAUAAGUCAAAUUCUCUUCCUAGACAGCAACAGCCGUACAAUGGGUUUUCUCCUCAGCAGCAACAUAUGCCUUAUGGUCCUUUCCAUCAGCAACAAAUUCGAACAUCGAUUAUACAGAACGACGAUAAUUCAUUGGGCCUCCAUCAUCCUGUUCCCCGGAAGCACAUAGUCCAACAUCGACAAGUAGUCGCUCAGCCUCCUUCCAGCCAACCCAGUCAGAAUGUUUCUGGAUGUGCUGCUUUUCAAAGGAUGAGUAAUGGAAAUCCACCACAGGAAGUUCAUCUUAAUAAUUGUUCCAGUACCGGCACACACUUUAUCACGGAUAACAUUCGUAUUCAUAAUAGUUCAACAGAUUCUCAGCAGUCCCGUUCUGGUGAUUCUGUCCAACCUAAGCGUCUAUUAGCUAUAUUUGAAUAUCAGGCAAGGACAGAUGAAGAGCUUUCCCUGCGGAAGGGUGACGAGAUGGUCGUAUUAAAUGACAGGUAG
Messenger RNA from Protopolystoma xenopodis, 912 nucleotides. The record is from the annotation of a GenBank genome assembly. Lineage: Eukaryota; Metazoa; Platyhelminthes; Monogenea; Polystomatidea; Polystomatidae.